AUGUGUGCCCUUCGGCCCUCAUCCGCCCUGUGUCUGCCGCUGCCAUCUGCUUCCACUCGCCCUACAGGGCUUUUACGUUUGGUCGAUGCAUUUGAUGCCGACCUGAUGAACCACACGGGAGCAACGCGAUCGCCGACUAUCGUCCUCGCGGACAAUAACCCAGCCUACUCGUAUGGCUUCGAGUCGCCGAAGGCAACAAAUUCCAGCGGAGGUUGGUUCGCCGGCCUAAAGGCGAAAAUCUCACAACUGGCAGGAAUUUCGGAGUGGAUGAGCCAACUUGGGAUUGGAGACAACCAACAACAACAACAACAGCAACAACAAGCAAUGUUGUCCUCAGCGACAGUUCCGGCUCCUCGCCAACAUGUGGAUGAGGACUCGAUCUCCUAUCAUUCCAUAUCACUUGAUGAUUGCGCAGCCAUGCCUGAGUGGGACGAUGAGCACUGGGACUUUGGCGCAUCAUUCUUAGCCGAUUUGGAUUCUUCCCACGUUUGGAAUGACACCUUGGAAAGACAACACUUCGGACCUUUAAAGGAUCUAGUCACGACAGGAGGCACGAGGGCCGAUGGUCAUAAUUUUGUGUCGAUCACUUUGAUGCAUCCUACAUGGUGCGAUAAAUGCGGUGACUUCAUUUGGGGUCUUCUGAAACGUGCAUCCAAGUGCGAAAAGUGUAACUACACUUGCCAUAGUCGAUGCAGAGAGCUCGUGACGUUGGAGUGUCGAUCAGCCGGCUCUUCGCUCUCAUCCGGAGAGUUCCCCUCGAUUUAUCCUAAGCUCUUAAAUGGCACAUUAGGUACCAUACCUAAGGAUUUGCAUUUACCACCAAUACCCUUACAUUCACCGUUUGGUGACUCUGAUAAGGAGAACGACACCAGCGCUGAGAACCCUCUCUUUUCGCCCUCAAAAGCGCCCCGUCCAGGGCCACUGUCUGCACUGGGCCAUCCAAUAAAUGAUAAUGUGCAACCUGAAGUUGUAAACGGACAGACUUUGCAAAUAUCAGAAGUUUACGUAAAGGAAGACACACCUUUCGAAUGGUCACCGGCCUACAGGGACGAACACCUCGCAGAACGUAUAGAAGACUAUAAUAGAACUAGCGACGGUUUAUGUAUGAAGAUGAGUGAUGACGGCGAAACAUUUUCUGGACAUAUCCAAAUCCAUAUGAAUUUAACUCGACCGAUCAGUGUCGUUGCUGGCGAAAAACCGCCAACGGUGUACGAUGUUGUGAAUACUGGAAAAUCAACGAUGUCGUCACUACGGACCAUCACAUCAUUUUUCUUGCCGAGGAACACGGUGAAGACGAUCAACAUCAACAGCACAAUGACAACAAGGCAGAUGAUUGUCACUUUGCUGCGCAAAUUUCGAGUAGCGGAUAAUCCAAGGAAAUUCGCUUUGUAUGAAUGCAGUUACGAGAGCGACGAAGAGACUCCGACAUUACUUAGGAAAAUGACUCGAAUAUCGGACGAUGUUUGUCCCCUGAAGGUUGUUCUCAGCUGGCAAAACGCUAAAUGUGGGAAAGCACUGGUCCUGCAAGAAAAUGACACCGGAGACAUUUUGUGGGAUGCAUUCGAAGUUCCCGAGCUGGAUAAUUUUCUUAGGAUCCUACGAAUGGAAGAACAACAAUAUCAAUGGCAAAUACGGCAACGAUAUCAUCAGUACAGGUUUUACGUGGACAUGGAACUUCGACGCCGUGGAUACGGUCUGGGCGAAGACCUCGGGGAGCCGCCAACCAUGUCAGCUCCGCCACCUCCUCCGUUGGCCGACUACAACGAGUACGGAACUGGUGACAGCAUGAUAGUCAGUGAUGUUUUCCACACAAUCCGUGAGGACCAGCUGUUACCGUCAACGCUCCGGUCUAAAGAGGAAUCUCCUGUUGGGGAGGUGCACGACCCCACAUAUGUGAAUUUAAGCUUCCUUAGAGCGCAGCAGAUGGAACAGUCGACGAGGUUAUGA
This is a messenger RNA of Necator americanus (New World hookworm), 1947 nucleotides long. RefSeq lists its product as uncharacterized. The coding region runs from base 1 to 1947 and encodes 648 amino acids. The transcript has 16 exons. The record is from RefSeq and is a predicted model, not a curated record. NCBI's taxonomy places the organism in Eukaryota, Metazoa, Nematoda, Chromadorea, Rhabditida, Ancylostomatidae. Gene Ontology annotation, biological process: signal transduction.